Molecule: messenger RNA, 1350 nt
Organism: Sphenostylis stenocarpa
Lineage: Eukaryota; Viridiplantae; Streptophyta; Magnoliopsida; Fabales; Fabaceae
Source: the annotation of a GenBank genome assembly
AUGCAGGUGGUGAAGAAGCUGAAGCCAGAUGCAGAGUUGUUUGAUAGAUAUAGCGUUGUGAGGGGUUUGCUAGUUGGGAAUUGCAGCAUCAUGGACCAGCUUCCUGUUGAAGUGAUUGGGAACAUUCUGUCUCGCUUGAGGGCUGCACGAGAUGUGGUGAUAGCCUCUGCAACAUGCAGGAAAUGGCGAAUAGCGUGCUGCAAGCACCUUCAUACCCUCUCCUUCAGCUCCAAAGAUUGGCCCAUUUAUCGAGAUUUGACGACUACCCGCCUUGAGAUUUUGAUCACACAAACCAUUUUUCAGACCUCAGCGUUGCAGGCUCUCUCCAUUUUGAUGGAAGAUGUGGAUGAAUUCUCGGCUUCAACGGUUACUGCUUGGCUCUUGUACACCAGGGAAACUUUGAGGCAAUUGCAUUAUAAUGUCAAGACUAUGCCUAAUGUUAACAUUCUUGAAAUAUGUGGCAGGCACAAGCUGGAAAUACUAGAUCUGGCUCAUAAUUCCAUUGUGGGGGUUGAGCCUAAUUAUCAGCGAUUCCCUUGUUUGAAGUCUCUUUCCCUCAGCUAUGUCAGUAUAUCUGCAUUGGAUCUGAAUCUUUUGGUAUCUGCGUGUCCCAGGAUUGAAGGUUUGGAGCUUGUCAAUCCUGAGAUUGCAAUGUCUGAUGCACAGGUGACUGUUGAAUUGAGUAGUUCAACGCUGAAGAGUGUGUAUGUAGAAGCAAUCAGUUUGGACAAGUUUAUUUUAGAGGCUGAUGGGCUUGAGACCUUGCACUUAAAAGAUUGUGCACUUGAGAUUUUUGAACUCGUUGGCAAGGGGACCUUGAAGAAUUUUAAGAUUGAUGAUGUUAGUGUUAUACAUCUUGAUAUUGGUGACACAAUUGAGGAUCUUGAAACUGUGGAUAUUAGCAACUUCACAAUUAUAUGGCCAAAGUUUUACCAGAUGAUUUCAAGAUCAUCAAAUUUAAAGAGGCUUCGACUUUGGGAUGUGAUGUUUGACGACGAGGAUGAGGUGGUGGAUUUGGAAACAAUUGCAACUUGCUUUCCUUACCUGAGCCAUUUAUCUCUGAGUUAUGAUGUGAGAGAUGGAGUCCUUCACUAUAGUUUACAAGGCUCUUCCUAUCUUGAGAAUGUGGCUGUCUUGGAGCUUGGCUGGACUGUGAUCAAUGAUCUUUUCUCCCACUGGGUUGAGGGUCUGCUUAAGCGAUGCCCCAAUCUCAAGAAGUUGGUCAUUCAUGGGGUUGUUUCUGAGGCUAAGUCUCAUGAAGAAUGCCAGAUGUUAGCCAGUUUCACCACAUCCAUGGUUGAGAUGAUGAGGAGAUACACACAUGUAGAUCCACAUUUUAAGUAUGAAUAG